AUGCCUAGAGCUUCGACUUCGCCGCUGGUGCAGCGGGUGCUGGGCGGGCAGGGUGAUGUGGCUGGUGGUCGACGAACAGGGAACGAAUGUGUGGGCGGGAUGGCUGCGGUGGCCUCCGCCGGGCCUCCGGUGGGCGGGCGGGGCGGGCGCCCGCGAGGGCCCGGGGAGGCGCGCGCGCAGGCGGAGGCCGAUGUGCAGGCGGCGGAGGCGCGGGCGGCGCGGGCGCGCGACGCGCACCGAGGCGCUGGCGGAGACGGCGGCCGACAGCCAGCCGGAGGCGCUCAGGCAGGCGGAGCCCGCCCCGCUCGCCCACGCGCUCUCCGCCCCUUCCGGUUCCGGCGGGGACAGGGGCGGGGACGGGGGCUGGGCGUCCCCGGCGGCCAGCGCGCGCCCCAAGGCGGCGAACGAGGCGCGGUGGAAGGCCAGCGACGCCGCGUGGGACAGCACCUGCGCGCACGCCGCACACCCUCAGCACCUGCAGCGCUCAUUACCAAGAUUGAUGGUGAGGAAUAUGCUGGUGAUGGUGGACGUGGUGAUAGUGGUGAAAAUGCAGGUGAUGGUGAUGAAUAUGCUGGUGAUUCAGGUGAUGGUGGGCUUGGAGAUAGUGAACGUGGCUCUGAUGAAUUUGCAGGUAAUGGUGAUGGGGUUCGUGGUGGUGGUGGUUGUGGUGAACAUUCAGGUGAUUGUGGACGUGGCGCUAGUGGUGAAUACGCGGGUGAUGGUGGACUUGUUGAUGGUGUAGGUGGUGAUAAAUAUGCUGGUGAUUCUGAGCUUGGUGAUGCUGGAUUAGCAGGUGAUGCAGGAAAUGGUGGGCAUGGAUGUGGUGAACGUGGUGAACAUGGAGACAAUAAUAGCUGUGAUGAUAGUGGUGUGAAUUUGGCAGUGAUGAUUGUGAUACUGGUGGUGACGAAGCUUUGUGGUGGUGGUGGAGAUAGAAAUGUCAGUGAUGAAGGAAGUGGUGAUGCAAGUGAUGAUGGUGUUUGUGGUGAUGCUGGUGGUGGUACAGUUCCUGGUGCAAUUAGUGGCGGUGACGAUAGACACACUGGUGGCGGCGGAUUUAACGGCUUUGGGGAUGAUGACUGCACUGUUGAGAAGAGAAUCAGGAAGUGGGGGAGGGAGGAAAUACUUGAGGACGAAGUGCCUGAGCAGACGAGAACUGGGGAUGGACAUUUAGAGGUGCAUUUCUUGGAAAGAAGUUAUGCAUCCAUUGUCCAUGUGUUACAGCAGAUGACGGAGAUGCAGUUGAAUGAACGAAUCCAGCAAGGCCUGAUGGCGAACAGCUGUUCUGGUGAGUGUACCGUGAUGAAUGAAAUGAGGACAUUUAGGGGAAGAGACACAAGAACUUGA
Gryllus bimaculatus (two-spotted cricket) is the source of this 1347-nucleotide messenger RNA. The record is from the annotation of a GenBank genome assembly. NCBI's taxonomy places the organism in Eukaryota, Metazoa, Arthropoda, Insecta, Orthoptera, Gryllidae.